This is a messenger RNA of Indicator indicator, 767 nucleotides long. RefSeq names its product histone H1.11L-like. Lineage: Eukaryota; Metazoa; Chordata; Aves; Piciformes; Indicatoridae. Gene Ontology annotation, cellular component: nucleosome. The record is from RefSeq and is a predicted model, not a curated record. The transcript has a single exon. The coding region runs from base 1 to 684 and encodes 227 amino acids. Gene Ontology annotation, molecular function: structural constituent of chromatin; DNA binding. Gene Ontology annotation, biological process: nucleosome assembly.
AUGUCUGAGACCGCUCCACUCCCAGCUGCUGAAGCAGCGCCUGCGGCCGUGGUUGCCCCGGCCCCUGCCGCUAAGGCCGCCGCCAAGAAGCCGAAAAAGGCAGUGGGCAGCUCCAAAGCCCGCAAGCCGGCAGGCCCCAGCGUUACUGAGCUGAUCACUAAGGCUGUGUCCGCUUCCAAGGAGCGCAAAGGACUCUCUCUCGCUGCUCUCAAGAAGGCACUGGCUGCCGGUGGCUACGAUGUUGAGAAAAACAACAGCCGCAUCAAGAUAGGGCUUAAGAGCCUUGUCGGCAAAGGUACUCUAGUGCAGACCAAAGGCACCGGUGCCUCCGGCUCUUUCCGCCUCAACAAGAAGUCUGGAGAAGUUAAAGAGAAAGCUCCGAAAAAACGUGCAGCUGCGGCCAAGCCUAAGAAGCCAGCGGCUAGGAAACCUGCUAGCACACCUAAAAAGCCGAAGAAGGCGGUGACAGCGAAGAAGAGCCCUAAAAAAGCCAAGAAGCCGGCAGCAGCUGCAGCUAAAAAGGCAACCAAGAGCCCCAAGAAAGUGACUAAAGCUGUAAAGCCCAAAAGAGUGGCAGCUAAGAGUCCAGCUAAGGCGAAGGUGGUGAAGGCUAAAGCAAACAAGCCCAAGGCGGCCAAGCCUAAGGCGGCCAAGGCAAAGAAGGCAGCGGCCAAAAAGAAGUAAGCCCCGGUGGAAAAAAAUUCUUUCUCUUCAUCUCAACCCAACGGCUCUUUUAAGAGCCACCCAAAUUUUCUCAAAAAGUGCUG